UAUACCGCACCGCACCAUUUGGCCACACGCAACCAAAUUUCACCACAUACCUCUACUCUCGAACCUUUUACAUGGACGAAGACGGUGAGAAUUUUGUCGUUGAUCAACCGCCGCCGCCCGAAGAGGAGCUCGAUAGACAAGAUGUCGGAAAGUUGCUUUAUGGAUGUGAUCAUUAUCGGCGACGCUGUAAACUCCGAGCCCCUUGUUGCAAUGAAAUAUUCACUUGCCGUCACUGCCACAACGAGGCCAAGAAUGCUUUGACCAAUCCCAAGGAACGGCACGAACUUGUGCGCCACAAUGUUAAGCAAGUUGUUUGUGCUGUAUGCGACACUGAACAACAGGUUGCUGAGAUCUGUUCAGAGUGUGGCGUCAAAUUUGGGGAGUACUAUUGUGAAAUUUGUAGAUUUUACGAUGACAAUAGAACAAAGGGGCAGUUUCACUGUGAUGACUGUGGAAUUUGCAGGGUCGGUGGUCGAGAAAACUUCUUCCACUGCAAGAAGUGUGGAUCCUGCUAUUCGGUGGAGCUGCGUGAUAAUCACUUGUGUGUGGAGAACUCAAUGAAGAACCACUGUCCCAUCUGUUAUGAGUUUCUUUUCGACUCAGUGAAAGGCACCACAAUUAUGAAGUGUGGACAUACAAUGCAUAUGGAAUGCCACACAGAGAUGAUCCAUCAGAACCAGUAUCGCUGCCCUAUAUGCUCUAAGUCUGUUCUCAACAUGUCCGGAACUUGGCAAAGAUUAGAUAUGGAGAUUGAAGCUACAGCCAUGCCUGAAGAAUAUCGUUAUGAGGUUCCAAUUCUGUGCAAUGACUGUAAUAGUACUGGUAAAGCAUUUUUUCACAUACUUGGCCACAAAUGCAAGCAUUGUAAUUCAUACAACACCCGCAUGAUUGGUACUGGUGAAGAUCCCCGAUGACAUGGGUCAGCUUGAUUCAAGCCUUUUUUAUUUGUUUCUUCUAGCGAACUGUACAAAGGAAUCUGGGAUAGUCCUUGGAUAAAACCUCUCUCUCAUUUUUCUAUUGCAUAUUGAAAACUAAUUGGCUCCACUGAGCUUA
Solanum lycopersicum (tomato) is the source of this 1053-nucleotide messenger RNA. Its product is annotated as E3 ubiquitin-protein ligase MIEL1. Gene Ontology annotation, molecular function: zinc ion binding. The record is from RefSeq and is a predicted model, not a curated record. NCBI's taxonomy places the organism in Eukaryota, Viridiplantae, Streptophyta, Magnoliopsida, Solanales, Solanaceae.